Molecule: messenger RNA, 1626 nt
Organism: Phytophthora infestans T30-4
Lineage: Eukaryota; Oomycota; Peronosporomycetes; Peronosporales; Peronosporaceae
Product: elongator complex protein 3
Exons: 2
Coding region: 1-1626 (541 amino acids)
Biological process (GO): tRNA wobble base 5-methoxycarbonylmethyl-2-thiouridinylation
Cellular component (GO): elongator holoenzyme complex; nucleus; cytoplasm
Molecular function (GO): acyltransferase activity, transferring groups other than amino-acyl groups; iron-sulfur cluster binding
Source: RefSeq, a predicted model, not a curated record
AUGCCAGGUGACACCAACGCGAGCGGCUACGUGCUGGCCAUUGCUGGCAUCGUAGACGCACUCAUCGCAGCCUACGAGGAUCAAGAGCCUGUCAACAUGACGCGCUUAAAGAACGACGUGGCUAAGCAGUUCCGCCUCCCGUCGAUGCCCAAACUUGUGGACAUUAUCUCUGCCGUGCCAGAGGACUACAAGGAGAAACUCCUGCCGUUUCUCAAGGCUAAACCCGUGCGCACCGCGUCUGGUAUUGCUGUCGUUGCCGUAAUGUGCAAGCCCCAUCGAUGCCCACACAUUGCAAUGACCGGUAAUAUCUGUGUCUACUGUCCGGGGGGGCCCGACUCGGACUUUGAGUACUCUACGCAGUCUUACACAGGCUACGAGCCCACCAGCAUGCGAGCUAUCCGUGCUCGCUACGAUCCCGCUCUGCAAACGCGACACCGUGUGGCCCAACUGAAGAGGCUGGGCCACUCGGUAGAUAAAGUGGAGUUUAUCGUCAUGGGAGGCACCUUCUUGUCGCUGGACUCUCGGUACCGGGAUUAUUUCAUCCGGAGCUUGCACGAUGCUCUGUCUGGACACUCGUCAACGAGUGUGGACGAAGCGGUGAGGUACUCGGAGCAGAGUUCGACCAAGUGCACAGCGAUUACGAUCGAGACGAGGCCCGACUAUUGUCUCAAGCCGCACCUGCACGACAUGCUGCGUUACGGCUGUACACGCAUUGAGAUUGGGGUCCAGAGCGUGUACGAAGACGUGGCGCGCGAUACGAACCGUGGUCAUACCGUGGCUGCCGUCUCGCAUUGUUUCCAGCUGGCCAAGGACUGCGGAUUUAAGAUCGUAGCUCACUUGAUGCCGGAUCUGCCGAAUAUGGGCAUGGAGCGCGACCUUGCAGGGUUCCGAGAGUUCUUUGAGAAUCCGCGCUUCCGUAGUGAUGGUAUCAAGUUGUAUCCGACACUUGUGAUUCGUGGAACGGGACUGUACGAGCUGUGGAAGACUGGGACAUACAAGAACUACUCGCCUGAAGACCUGGUGGACCUGAUGGCCCGAUUGCUCGCUCUGGUGCCGCCAUGGACUCGCGUGUACCGUGUCCAACGAGACAUUCCCAUGCCGCUCGUGACGUCAGGUGUUGAGCAUGGCAAUUUGAGAGAACUGGCCUUAGCACGAAUGCGAGACCUUGGACUUGUUUGCAACGAUGUGCGUACCCGCGAGGUUGGCAUCAAGGGCAUCCAUGACCAAAGUGUACCGGACCAAGUGGAGCUUGUGCGUCGUGACUAUGUGGCCAAUGGUGGUUGGGAAACGUUCCUCUCGUACGAAGAUCCUCAGCAGAACAUUCUCAUCGGCUUACUGCGUCUUCGUCAGGCGAGUGUGGCGUCGUUCCGUGAUGAAAUUACUCCGGGGUGCUCCAUCGUACGUGAGCUGCAUGUGUACGGGUCGUCGGUUCCUCUUCACGCGCGUGACCCGACCAAAUUUCAACAUCAAGGCUUCGGUACGUUGCUAAUGGAAGAAGCAGAACGCAUCGCAUACGAAGAGCAUGGGUCGCACAAACUCGUGGUUAUCGCUGGCGUCGGCACUCGCAACUACUACCGCAAACUGGGCUAUGAGAUCGAUGGACCUUACAUGUCCAAAUAUUUAUGA